UAGACCUGUCUGCGAGGAGGACAGAGGCAGCAAGGGAGGGGUACCUACCGACAUAAUUACAACACUGAACACUCAACUAUCUGUAGACUAAUCGAGCCACUGAGAUUCCUCAUCCCCCUGACUAUUCCCAGAUAACUGUCUUUAGUUAAUGUAUCUUGGUUUCGGGAAAGCGCAUGUUUGAUGGCAUUUUGGAAGUCUCCGCGGCGCACUCCAAGCAGAAGAGGAGACGUUACGGCGCGAGUUAGCUAACGUUAGCUCGCUAACAAGCUGGUGGACAUGGCUGUCUAAAAGGCUGCCAAAAAUCUCUUUAUGGAUCACAGAAGACAGCAAAGGCAAAACCCUGCGUCUGUGAGAAAAAGCGAUAACUAGGCAAACUGACCACGAGCAUAUCAUCAGACUGACUUCAGUGCAUGUGGCCUCUUCAGUUGUUCAUAGACACCUGUUGGGCAGCCCAAAGGCCUGUUGCUAUGCACUAUAAACGGAGAGACAUGAGCAGCGGAGAGACGGGAAGGGGGCGGCCUCUUUUAAGCAGGACUAUCACCUUGGUAAUAGGACUUCUGGUGACCAUGGCCCACGGCAAUGUGCCUGAACAGCAAGAGACAUUGGUGGAGAUGAUGACAGUGGAACUAGAGGCUUCCAUGCAGUCAUCCGUGCUCACUGAGCUCCAUGCUGCAGUGUCUUCAGUUGGUGAGGGGCCACCUACACCAACCACGGAUUCUUCAGCAAAGAAUGGGGCUGUGCACACUGGCAUCCCUGACUCCUCUGCAAUUGUGGGCCAGGUGUUCCAGUUGAGGGUCCCACCAGGACCUGCAAAUGCCAGUUGUAAAAUUCAUCUCACUGAGAUGGGGAAGGAGACUUUACCUUCCUGGUUGUAUUGGGACAAAGAGAGCUGCAUCCUUCGAGGCCUAGCUCUGGAGCAGGACAAAGGAGUCUAUCAUAUCUUGGUGUCUGAAGAGGAGGUAACUGAGAAAACUGGCAGCCAAGUUUUCCCCAGUACAGUCUUCUCAAUUGAAGUGUACCCAGAAGAACGGGCAGAUUCUGAGCCAGCCCUACUUACUCUGCAGUCUGAUGUCAGUGGCCUUCAGCCUUUCACUUGUGGCUCUGAAGAGCCAGUCACUGUCCUCACUGUCAUCUUGGAUGCUGACUUGACAAAGAUGGUUGCUGAGCAGAGGGUGAAUUUACUGGGCAUCAUGAGAAAGUUCUCUCAUGUGCCUCUUGAGCAUAUGAGGGUGGUCCCUGUUGUAAACAACCGUUUAUUUGACAUGUCUGCUUUCAUGGCUGGGCCAGGAAAUGCUAAGAAAGUGGUGGAAAAUGGGGCCCUGUUGUCGUGGAAACUGGGAUGUGCUCUUGAUCAGAGCAGCAUCCCUGACAUUAGCAGUGUCCAGUCCUCAGCCAAGGAUGGGACCAUGUCAGCCAGACUGGGCUACCCAGUGGUAGGCUGGCACAUAGUCAACAAAAAACCCCAUGGAGUGAAAAGGGUCAGGCGCCAGUUGUACAAUACUCCUACUCCAGUACCCUCCCUGCUUCCUCCAACUACUCACCCAGAGCCUCCUGUACGAGUUAUUCCCACCCCAACUUCACCCUCAAUUGCUUCAGCAACAGACAACUCUGCUCCCCCUGUACGAGGCCCUUUGCCUCUUCCAGUGAAGCCCACUAUGCGGGUGAGAGAUCAAAUAGCCCACACACCUGUCUUUGGACCUCCCCAACCCACCAGAGUACUGGGGACUACUAGCACCAUACCUGUCCAGCCUACCAUGACCCGACCUACAUUUGUAGAAGCUACUGCUUUGCCAACACUACCAAGCACCACCAAAAGACCCAAGCAAUCUACAACAAGAAAACCCAAGAAAAUCAAAACCACCACCCCACCUCCCCGGGAACCAAAAUCUACCACACCGAAACCACCCAAGCGCACCACUACUUACUCACCAGCUCCAGACUCCAAUAAAAGUCCAGAGAUCCGCAACCCCAUUGAUCAAGUAAAUGCAUGGGUUGGAACCUACUUUGAGGUUAAGAUACCUGUUGAUACAUUCUAUGACAGGGAGGAUGGUACUGCUGAUAAGCUGCGUUUAACUUUGAAGAAGACCCCCAAAGAACCAGUUAGUGAAACUUCUUGGAUCCAAUUCAACAGCACUAUUCAGCUUUUGUAUGGCCUUCCAGAUGAGCAACAUGAAGGUAAACAUGAGUAUUUCAUGCUAGCUACUGAUAAGGGUGGAAGGAGUAUCAUGGAUGCAUUUGAGGUUCAAGUCAAUCGUUGGGCAACUAAUGACAAACCCUCAGCGGUAUUUGCUGCUCGGUUCCAUGGUGAUCCUAAAUCCCUAACAAAUGAUGUCCAUAAGAAGAUUCUUCUGACCAAAAAGUUGGCUUAUGCCCUUGGAGAUCGCAACAGCAGUACAGUGACCCUGAGAAGCAUCACAAGGGGCUCUAUUGUAGUGGAGUGGACCAAUAACAGUCUCCAGCAGAGUCCUUGCCCGAAAGACCAGAUCACAGUUCUAAGCAACAGGAUCUCUGAUCCCCAAGGCACACCUAAACUGGCCUUCGUCAAAGCCAUGGAACCUGAAUUUAAACCAAUUAACAUCUCAGUGCGUGGGACCAAUAAAUGUCAGAGCUAUACCUUCAUUCCACCUGGAGAAAUUCCAUUGCCUGUUCUUCCUACAGCUAUACCUUCCCCUGGGACUGGCCGCGUGAGCAGUGAUGAUGUCUACUUGCACACAGUUAUCCCUGCUGUUGUGGUAGCAGCCCUGCUCCUCAUAGCAGGGAUCAUCGCUAUGGUCUGUUACAGAAAAAAGCGCAAAGGGAAGAUGACCAUAGAGGAGCAAGCCACCUUCAUCAAGAAAGGGGUGCCCAUUAUAUUUGCUGAUGAGCUGGAUGAUUCUAAGUCACCCCCAUCCUCCAGCAUCCCUCUCAUCCUUCAGGAGGAAAAGCCUCCAUUGCCUCCCCCAGAGUAUCCCAACAUGGCUGGUCCCCAUAGUACCCUUCUGGACCAGGAUUUGCUGGAGGAGUACUCUAUUUAUCAAGACGAGGAUCCCAAUGCACCUCCUUACCAACCUCCUCCACCAUUUACUGUCCCCAUAGAGGGCAAAGGCUCUCGCCCCAAGAACAUGACCGCAUACCGGUCACCACCCCCCUAUGUGCCUCCCUAACGCACACUGGUGCUUUCAGUUUGGAAAGCAGGUGCAAUAUAGGGAUGCUUAUUGAAAACAGGAGUAAUUUUACAUGUGCUCAAAGAAAUGGCUUUGACUUUGUAGAGAAGCAGGCAACCAUACCCAUAUAUUUGACCACCAUGGAUAAGACACUGUAUCGUACAAUUCUACUUCUGGCACAGAGCAAAUGGAUGGGAAACAGUUUGUAAUUCCAACACUAUGUUUUUGUUGUCCUUCAGAUUGGGUUUUGACUUCUUGCGUAUACCUUUUUGUCUGUUUUUUGCCAGGAAGAGUCAAUUUUAUCUUCAAUGAUGUACUAUUUCUAUUGUAUAGAAAAUAAUAAAGAAGCAGGAGAGACUGAAGCCCACAGGGCUUUUGAACAGAUGUCACCAUGACAACAGACUUGAGGCUCUCCAUCACAGUGUUAAUCUUUGAGUUCUAUAUCACUCUUAUCUGUCCUUCUGCUAGGUUUACUAAGAUUUUGCACCUGUUAUUUCUAGAGGGGAUGAAAGACAAAAAGCCAAACUGAAAGCAUGAAUCACUUUAUUUACAAAAAAAAUGAGUUUAUUUCUAAGACUUUGAUCCCUCCCUGUUCUUUGCUAUGCUUUGCUCCCUCUCGACAAUAACAUGCAAACCUUGCACUUAUGCAAAUUCUUGUUAAACCUUGCACUAUAUGUCUUGCGCAGAAUGGAAUACAGCAAGUGGUAGUCCAAUAAGGAGAAAACAUUUCUUUGAAUCCUUGAACUCACCACACCACUGAGACUACUAUGGUAAUCAAUCAAAAUGGACAUUACAUACACUGAUCACGCCUGUUGUAGAUGUAGCCAAAUUAAGUUACAUAAACUUUUUUUUUUUUUUUUGGUUUUUUUAAAUGUGUGUGUGCCACUGAACCUGCCUGUGAGAUGAGGUGGUUUUGCUGUUGCCAAGGUGAUGUCUUUGAUCGCCGAUAAUGAUGGGGCCGAUGUAAUUCUUGGUUUUCAGCAGGGUGAGAAUUGGCAACAUAGUCAAUGAGGGGGGUCCACGGUCUUCUGUUUAGUUGCUUUUGUUGGUAUGAAGGGUGGGGGUGGGCCCAACAGUUAUCACUGCUCUGCCUGUGGGUGUUGCACUGUCACAUUUAGUGCACAGCCUGUUGUCAGUUCAGAUGAGGCAUCGGGACAAGGGGUUGUACAUAAUAGUGUGCCUGUGAAAUUAAAGAACUCCAUAAUGUUAGUGUUUUAUCAGUAAACCUAGUUGGGGAAGGGGUGGGAGGGAAGAGUGGGAAAUAAUUUUAUUUUUUAAUUGUAUGUCUAGAUUUAUGAUCACAAUCAUAAAAAAAUGACUUUAUAAUUUGUGAGGGUAUAAAAAAAAAUUUACUUACCCAUCACAAAAAAAUAAUGCAUUGUCUCAAUAUGAUGGGGAGCAAAGAAACUGCAACAAUAUGUGAAUUAUGUACAUUUCAUAUCUGAUAUCACCAUAAGAAAAAAUGGUUAAAAAUCUAAUGUUUUUACUGAGUUUUUGAUACAGUCUUAAACUUGUUUUAUGAAAAUAUAUUAAUAAAAUGUAAUACUAUUUGUAAAGCCUCAAA
This is a messenger RNA of Sphaeramia orbicularis (orbiculate cardinalfish), 4707 nucleotides long. Its product is annotated as dystroglycan-like. Gene Ontology annotation, biological process: muscle attachment; nerve development; axon guidance. Gene Ontology annotation, molecular function: laminin binding; calcium ion binding. The transcript is spliced from 3 exons. Gene Ontology annotation, cellular component: basement membrane; dystrophin-associated glycoprotein complex; sarcolemma. NCBI's taxonomy places the organism in Eukaryota, Metazoa, Chordata, Actinopteri, Kurtiformes, Apogonidae. The record is from RefSeq and is a predicted model, not a curated record. Bases 411 to 3143 code for a protein of 910 amino acids.